UCUCAUCACGAUCCUGCUGGGACGCCAGGUAUUUUGAUAAACAGUAGAUGUAGUUCGAGUGAAGCUUACAAUGUGACUGCUUUUGAACGGAACUUCGAGGCUGAAAGUGACGUGAGCUGAAGUCUGAAGCUGUUCCUUUCGACAAUCAGUGGCAAUGCGUGAAAAAUUCUCUCCCUUACAGCCUCCGCCAUCCUCACUGUUGAUCUAGUUCACUGCUUGGUAGCUGUUUCUGAAAGAUGUCGAACACGCAGAUCUAGCGUUGAUAGCAGAGAAAAGAUCCCGGGGGUUCUGUUUUCUUCCAAGCAUUGAGAAUCAGUUCGUGAACGCAGUGGUGGCUGGCGGAGCUCCGAUUCGUAUUUUGUGACAGCGGUGUACGUGUGACUUUCAACUCCCGACAAGUUUGGUAUCGUUGCAGUCUCCUAUAACCACAGGCCUACUCCCACACACACACACGUAUUACUAAGCCGGGACUGGGCCGCUGACUUCGUCCGCUACGCCUCCGUCAUGGGCUCUGUGUACAGUGUCGUGCUCAUGCAGCGCAAGUGCGCGUACCACAUGGAGUUGCUGGACCGGGAGAUGGCGCUGAACGAUCGAAUACGUGUACGCACAAUCAUGGACAUUGCGUCGGAGCAGGACGUCAUCGAAGCGCUCAGCAGUCUCAAGGCUUUCCGAGGUUGGUUGGGAACGGGCAGACCGAACUCUGAGCUGAAAGACAUUGAGAAGCUGUGCGACACUGCGGUCUCCAGUGCCUGCUGCAAGACGGUUCGCAAACCGAUCAUGGUGCAGGCGGAGGAGAUCACCAACAAGGCGAAUCUGAGAAUCCUGAACGCCCGCAACACGCUCAGCAAGCACAUUGCCUAUCUCUCUGAGUACCAGAAGUUGCUGAGCGGGAAUCAAAGGCUGCAGAGCGAGCUGUCGCGCAAGUCCAUCCAGCUGGAUGUCAGCGAAUCUCUCAGUCAGGAGAACAUCGACAAGCUCAAGGACAGUGCGGAGUGGAAGAGCAAGCGAAGAACAGUCUCGCGACUGGCAGGAAAGGUAGCUUACGCCGAUCCGAUGGACACGUCCGCCAUCUCGACGCAGCUGGCUCUCGCCGGUUUCCCGGAGAACGAACACCUGAACAGGCUGAUCAGCAAUGGCGUGUUGAGAGCUGCUGUUCUCAUUACGGCACUGGGUAUCUAAUACAGAUCCGGAUGAGCGCUCUUGUUCUUGAAUGAGAUAAAGGGAUUGUAAUCUUAUCCCCCCCGCGACCACCCCUUUGCAACUAAUAAUUACACUUGUGACAUUAUUCCGAGCCAUUUUUGGGCAGGGCUCUUGAUAUGAGUCGAGUUCAAUACACAGUUUCAGUCAUAUUCAUUGCCAAUACGCUGCAUUUACUGUGCAUGUAUGUCAUACAAGUGCUGGCUGGACAGCUUGCGGGAUCAGUUCAUUAUUGGCAUAUCGGGUACCUAUAGCAGCUUAUGAGAACCGCCACUGCCUGCUAUUGAUCUUUUCUUCAUCCUCUUCUUUUAUUCUCAUAUGUAGGAUUUGCCUUGAGCCCGCCAUGCAGUCUAUUUCUCCAUCCAUGGCCAUAUUUCA
Sycon ciliatum is the source of this 1575-nucleotide messenger RNA. RefSeq lists its product as uncharacterized. The record is from RefSeq and is a predicted model, not a curated record. NCBI's taxonomy places the organism in Eukaryota, Metazoa, Porifera, Calcarea, Leucosolenida, Sycettidae. The transcript is spliced from 4 exons. The coding region runs from base 505 to 1179 and encodes 224 amino acids.